Molecule: messenger RNA, 1674 nt
Organism: Cucurbita maxima (winter squash)
Lineage: Eukaryota; Viridiplantae; Streptophyta; Magnoliopsida; Cucurbitales; Cucurbitaceae
Exons: 3
Coding region: 155-1438 (427 amino acids)
Source: RefSeq, a predicted model, not a curated record
UUCUUUCAAUUCUUCCAUUCGUUCUAGAAUUUUCCCCCGAAGAUUUUCUGUGGGCCGUUUUCCAUCCAAAUCGAUUCAUCGCCAGGAAGAGGGAAACCAGAGAUUUUCAUCUUCGUUUCGUUUCGUUUUGAUUUUGUUGUUUUUUUAUUGCAUUAUGGCUCUUCACGGGCUGCGCUGCCUUUUCCUCGGAACUCUUUUUGUUCUUCUUGCUCUUCAUGCUUCCGCUGGAUCUCCCCCUUCUUCGAUUGUAGAUGGGUUUACGAAGGAUGUGAAGGAGAUGAUUGGGAAGGGAUUAGGGCUUGUGGCUGACGAUUUGAAGAUCACGGGAUUCGAUCUCAAAGAUGCCAAGGUUGGGCAUUCGGUUGCGUACGAGUUCGAGUUGGAGAUCGGUAACCAAGUUUUUCCAUUGAAGUUUCUGGAAAAUGCCCAACAUUGGGAAUACGUUGAUUUGCCCAUUUUUCAAAUUCAAGAGCAGCCUCGAGCUCAACAAGGGGACGAGAAUUUGUUGGUCCAGAAACGUAAUACUGCCUCUGAUUUGCCUGUCUUGGCUCCCUUUCAGCUCGCUGGACCGAUGGAGCUCUGGAUUCAGGAUGCUGAUGGCUUGAGGGUCUCGUUGCCUCAUGAUGUGGAUGCUGGUGUCUUGAAGAAGGUUGUUUUAGCAGAUGGAGCAGUUGUCACUGUAACUGGGGCUAGGUCUGUUAGCCUGCGCCAUUCGCUCAAUCUUCCUCUCCCGCUCAAUCGAACACAACCCGGUUUUGCAUCGGGGCUUGUAGCUUUGGCUGAACAGCUCCACCACAUUUCCCGAUCUCAAUCUGCCCCCAUCCUUUCUCUUCGUAUAGUCGGUCCUACCUCCCUCACUUCUUCUCCUAGCUUCAGCAACAAGCUCAAGCUCAAACGCCUUGCCCCUGGUCUAGUGGAACUCUCAUCCCCUUCCAAAAAAAACAUCCAAGCCAUUCAGUCUCCUUCCCCUGUCCAGCUUCAAGCUGGAGCCCCUACCAUGCUAACACCAAAGACAUUCACAACGCUAUGGCCAAUUGCCUCCAUCAAUGGAUCGAACUCGAAAUUACUUGGCUUUGAAACACUUCUCACGUCCCUUCUCGGCUCCAAGGCAGACAAAAAGGGCUCCUUCAAGCUGCUGAAGGCCGACAUUUCCGCCCAAACAACCGUGAAGAUUGGGUUUGGUGUCGACAAGAAGUUGAAAGAAGGAGAUGGGAUCAACUUGGAGGGAUUUCCAGAAUGGAGGACUAAGCCUGAGGUUGUGAGGAUGCAUUUCGAGGUCCUGGCGAAGGUCGACGGUGAACGGAUCAUACCAGAGAGGGUGGUGCCAGUUAAUCCAGUCGUUAUCGAGGAUACGGUGGCUCCUCAUUUGCAACUGGGCAAUGUGACUGUGUCGAAAACUCCAGUUGUUUACACCCCAGCUGAUCCAUUCACCAUUUAAGGUGGAAUCUGAAGGUUUGUUUUGAACACAGUGUCUUCGGGUGGAAAGUGUAGAAAGGAUACAGAUUGAGUGUGAGUGGUGAGCAUAGAGAAGGUCAUAAAUACUGUACAAAUUAUUGAAGGUCAUAACUUUAAUACUUUCUGCUAGUUUCAUUGAGCUAUGUAAAGCUUUUAACCCCAUGCAUUGCAUGGUUCUCCUUAAUCCAUUCAUCCUAUUUAUAUCAUAAAAGAUUUGAA